AUGAGCUCCGAGGGUGGGAACAUGGGCGAAAUCAGUGUUCUUGUAUACUGCCUCGGCUACGACGACGACUGCUAUUUGUCAGUUAACUUUCGGGAUGUAACAACGAUUUAUGUCCCUGACCGAGGAGCUUUAAGCCUUGCGGAGCGUUGCCUGUGGGCCGGCACGUACGAAUCUUCCGACAGGCUUUUUGAAACAUUCCAUGGAUUCGCGAACAACGCCUGCUCUCUUCAAUUCAUUUCUUCUGGUCGGGGUUUUUUGUCUCAGUAUCGCUUGGUUUCGCAAACUUUUUAG
Messenger RNA from Caenorhabditis auriculariae, 291 nucleotides. The record is from the annotation of a GenBank genome assembly. Lineage: Eukaryota; Metazoa; Nematoda; Chromadorea; Rhabditida; Rhabditidae.